AUGGUCCGUGCGCCCGCAGCGGGGAUAGCUCCAGGCCGCCUCCAACUUAGCUCCGUCACCAAUCGCCGGCCAGCAGCCCAAAUGGCACUGACAUCAUGGAAAGCGUUCAACUUCGUCGACGUCUCCCCAGUGAGACUACCAGAAGAGAGCUCCGCGCUCUUCGGUAGUGAUCUAUCCAGUCUCUGCACCGGCUCUGCAAACCUUUUCGUCGGUACAAUCGAUGGAUUCGUCCACAUCCUCUCCUCGUCCUUCCGCAUCGUGCGCUCGUUCAAGGCGCAUGAUGCGGGCUCGAUCACCCAUAUGAAGCAGAUUAACGGAACCUCUCUACUUGUGACUGUGGCGGAAGAUUUAUUGAACGAGCCAGUCUUCAAGGUCUGGGCUCUGGAUACCGAGCAAAAGGAUGGCGCACCGCGGUGUCUAUCGACAGUCUCCGUGCAAAAUGCAAGACGCCAGUUUCCGAUUUCUGCAUUCGCAGCCGUCGAUGAUCUCUCGCAAGUGGCCGUUGGCUUCGCAAACGGCUCCGUCACCAUUAUCCGCGGUGAUUUGAUUCACGAUCGGGGCGCGCGCCAACGGAUCGUCUUCGAGUCGGAAGAGCCAAUCACUGGCUUGGAAAUUCAAGAUGGACAGCUGACUGCGCUUUACAUUGCGACUACAAGCCGCAUCUUGACUUUGGUUAUCGCGGGCCGAGGACAAGGCCAGCCGGCUCGCGUCUUGGAGGAUACGGGCUGUGGGCUGGGAUGUAUGACGCUGGAUCGAGAGAGCGGGGAUAUUUUGAUUGCCCGUGAGGAUGCUAUUUACACUUACGGUUCCCGUGGCCGCGGCCCGAGCUAUGCUUUUGAGAGCCCGAAGACAUCGAUUCGCUCGUACCGCGAUUAUGUCGCGCUGGUUUGUCCACCAAAGGCUGGAUCUGGCAAAUCGGAUCCUAUGCGCAAGUAUGGGGUCAAUCCUGCUGAUUCAAUCUUUGGUACAACGACUUUUACGUUGCUGGAUACGGAUCUUAAGUUUAUCGCACAUAAUGAGACUUUGGUAUCGCCGAUGAAACAGAUUUUCAUGGAGUGGGGAGAUAUGUAUCUCUUGACGACUGAUGGCAAGGUGUUUCGGUAUCGCGAGAAGAGCCUCCAGCAGCGGCUGGAGAUCCUUUACGAACGCAAUCUUUACAUUCUGGCUAUCAAUCUUGCACAACAGAUCGGCAUUGAUCCAUUGCAGCAAAAUGCCAUAUAUCGCAAGUACGGUGACUUUUUGUACCAGCGUGGGGACUAUGAUACUGCUAUGCAACAAUAUCUUCGAGCAAUUGACAAUACUGAACCGUCACAAGUCAUUCGCAAGUAUUUGGAUACCCAGCGGAUCCAUAACCUGAUCGAGUAUCUGGAAGAGUUGCACGAUCAUGGCCGGGCAACAGUUGACCACACCACGCUUCUUUUGAACUGCUACGCCAAACUAAAAGAUACCAGCAAAUUAGAUUCUUUCAUCAAGGCUCCUGGUGAGCUGAAGUUCGAUCUGGAGACUGCUAUUGCCAUGUGCCGCCAAGGAGGAUACUACGAGCAGGCAGCAUACCUUGCGACAAAGCAUGGUGAAAACGAUAUGGUAGUUGAUAUUUUAAUUGAGGACUCUAAGAAGUACGCUGAGGCGGUCGAGUACAUAUGGCGAUUGGAGCCUGAAGUGGCCUAUCAUAACCUCAUGAAAUAUGCCCGCGUCCUGCUUUCCCAUUGUCCUGAGCAAACAACGGAGCUGUUUAAGACUUACUAUGCGGGCAAGUACCAACCCCGGACACAAGUGGAAAUGCCCGCCGAGCCCCAAGCUCAACCAGCAACAACUCUUCAAAGUCUUGCUGGGAUGUUGCCGUUGCGAUAUAUGCCAGGCGCAUCUGCACUUCAAGCUCCAGUCACUGUGCCGGAGCCUGUUGCCAAAGAAGAGCCAAUUACUACUCCCUCACCUGAAUACGAGAUUCCGAAGCCACGGACAGCAUUUUCAGCUUUCGUUGAUCAUCCCCGAGAAUUUAUCGAUUUCCUCGAGACACUUGGGCAACAGCCCGAACUGAACAAAGAGGCCAAAGUCGAUCUUUUCACGACCUUGUUUGAGAUGUAUUUGGAUACUGCCAAGGGAAAGAAGGAUGCAGCUGAGAAGCAAGAAUGGGAGACCAAGGCCAAGAAGCUGAUCGAAGGCAAAGAUAUUCCAAUCUCCACAUCCAAUGUUUUGCUUCUUUCCGAUCUGUCCAAUUUCCGCGAGGGAUCUACACUUGUUCGUGAACAAGAAGGGUUACGUCUGGAUAUCUUCCGAUCCUUCACUUCGGCCAAGGACACCCCGGGAGCUAUUCAAGCCUUGCGACGAUAUGGUCCCGAUGAGCCUCAGCUAUAUGUCGACGCUUUGACAUAUUUUGCCUCCAGCCCUCAGAUCCUUGAGGAAGCAGGUGACGAGCUGGAUGUUGUCCUUCAACGCAUUGAUGCAGAUGGUCUGCUUUCCCCAUUACAGGUGAUCCAAGCACUCAGCAACAAUGCCGUUGUUACGAUGGGCCGAGUAAAGAAAUACCUGAGUGAUAACAUUGAGCGAGAACGCAAGGACAUCGCCACGAAUCGCCGCCUCAUAUCAAGCUACAAAUCCGAGACAACCGCCAAACAACAAGAAAUUGAAUCUCUCGCCACCCAGCCAGUAGUCUUCCAAUCUCGUCGCUGCCAAUCCUGCGGUGGUACCCUCGAUCUUCCCACCGUGCACUUCCUUUGCAAGCACUCCUUCCACGAACGCUGCCUCAACCGUGUCGAGGAAGACGCCCAAUGCCCCGUCUGCGCCCCUAGCAACGCUACACUCCGGGCCAUUCGUCAACGACAGGUUGAUACUGCCGAUCAGCAUGACUUGUUCAAGACAGAACUGCAGCGCUCGAGGGAUGGGUUUGGGGUUGUUAGUGAAUUUUUCGGCAGGGGUGUUAUGAGGUCUCAGAGUACGAUGGAUUCAUGA
Penicillium verhagenii is the source of this 2949-nucleotide messenger RNA. RefSeq names its product tethering complex subunit PEP5. Gene Ontology annotation, biological process: intracellular protein transport; vacuole organization; endosome organization. The record is from RefSeq and is a predicted model, not a curated record. The coding region runs from base 1 to 2949 and encodes 982 amino acids. Gene Ontology annotation, cellular component: HOPS complex; endosome. NCBI's taxonomy places the organism in Eukaryota, Fungi, Ascomycota, Eurotiomycetes, Eurotiales, Aspergillaceae. Gene Ontology annotation, molecular function: protein binding; protein-macromolecule adaptor activity. The transcript is spliced from 9 exons.